Molecule: messenger RNA, 1500 nt
Organism: Cydia fagiglandana
Lineage: Eukaryota; Metazoa; Arthropoda; Insecta; Lepidoptera; Tortricidae
Product: 3-oxoacyl-[acyl-carrier-protein] reductase FabG-like
Exons: 4
Coding region: 41-862 (273 amino acids)
Molecular function (GO): oxidoreductase activity
Source: RefSeq, a predicted model, not a curated record
UAUAGCAUAAGUUAUAUCCCAGCCGCAGUCUGUAAGAAGCAUGCAACUAAACAAAAUGGAGUUCGAAAAUAAAGUGAUAUUGGUAACUGGCGCCAGUUCUGGAAUUGGCAAAGCGACAGCACUAUUGUUUGCCGAGCGAGGCGCUCGGCUCGCGCUCGUGGGUCGGGACGAGGCGAAACUGCGCUCGGUCGCAGAAGAGUGUGUGAAACACCAGCUGCAACACCUGCACAUUGCAGCAGACCUGUCCACGGACGAGGGGUGCGAGAGGGUCGCUAAACAAACUUUAGAGCAUUUUGGACGACUGGACGUGCUGGUGAACUGCGCCGGAGUGGCAGCCAUCACAUCGUUGGAGACGGCGGACAUGGCGUCGUUCGACCGCGUGUUCGGGACGGUUGUCCGCGGCGCCUUCAACCUGACGCGGCUGCUCGCGCCCGCGCUUGUGGCGGCGCACGGUUCCAUCGUCAACGUGUCGAGCAUCGCCGCCACCAUGGUGCACGUUGGCAGUCUGCCCUAUGGAAUGGCGAAGGCGGCUCUCGACCACUUCACGCGUUUGAUCGCCCUCGAGUUAGCCCCCAAAGGUGUGAGAGUGAACACCGUUAGUCCAGGAAUCACAAACACACCUCUCCUUCAACGUUUGACCGGCCACACAGACGAGGAGCACGCGGCCUUCCUCAAGAACAGCGAGGCUAGAAUCCCGAUGCGACAAACAUGCGAGCCGGCCGACGUGGCGCGUGUGAUCGCGUUCCUGGCCAGCGGGGACAGCCGGCUGGUCACCGGCGCCACCGUCAAGGUCGACGGCGGCCUGCAGCUCGUCGGCCUCGGAGAGAUGCUUAAGGACCAGAACGAGCAGAUGAGAAAGUGAACUUGACGAUAUAUUUUUUUCUAUCUAUGUUAGCUUAUCGGGUACCUACCUACUUAUCAAUUUUAGCACGAGCAUAACAACUUUGCGCCCUCGUAAAACAAAUGACUAUUCCAAAAUGUCAAGAUCCAAACAGGGCAAUGGGGACCACCUACGUUUGUAUGGAAAUGCGCUCUAUUAUCUUCAUAUGUGAAGGUUCAGUAAAUCAGUAUUUAAUAAAUUGAUUUGUUAGAUAAUUUUUACAUAAGCAUUUUUUUUUAAGUGAAAAUGUUCCAACCUGCUACAUCAUAUGGAUGGAGAUUUCUUUAAUUGAAAUUAGAGGGUGGUGGUCAAAAAUAGUGGUACCUCGGUUGUGCUGUGUAGAGCACAAAUCGUUCUCAAUACAAGCCUUGUUGAGCUUACCGUGGGACUUAUUUAUUCAUUCUCAUAUUAAUGUAUGAUCUAGUUAAUUCUAGUUGGUUAUGAAUGAAGUGUCAUUCUCAUUAAAAUUGUAUCUAAUACAAAAUGUUCUGCUUCUACCUCAAAACCUGAAUAUUUAAAUAAAGCACUGAUCCCCAAUGCGGUAACUGUUAUCGCAAAAUAAUUGGUUAUUAAUUGCGAAGUUUGAAAAUGGAAACUUGCGUGGCUCAAAUUUUCACUAU